Molecule: messenger RNA, 948 nt
Organism: Durusdinium trenchii
Lineage: Eukaryota; Dinophyceae; Suessiales; Symbiodiniaceae
Source: the annotation of a GenBank genome assembly
UGGAAUUUUACCCAGAACCAGGUCAACUUAUAAGUAUGACAUGAACCCAACCGGUCACGGAAAAUGGAUUUCGAUUGUUUUCCUGAGGCUUGCAAGGCUUACCUUUGAGCUAUCACUUCAUCAAGGAACGCUUGGAAGAAGCCUUAGUGUUGGACUUGAUCCGUGCCAAUGCCUUCGAAUCGGAGAAGAUCGCCAGGGCCCUGGCCAGCUGGAUGAGCUUCCGCUUGGAACUUCCGAAGGACGACCUGAUCCGAGGCGGAGACCAUGUGAUUCUGCGACAUUUGAAGGACUCGAUGUGUCGUUUGGAGCUCAACCCACAAGACCAGCACUUGGGCCCCGCCAAGACGCAUCCCACAGCCUUCCGUCUGGAGAUCGACACUGGCCACAAGCGGAACGGCAGUUCCGGGCGAGCACCCAGUCCCAACCACCUCCGCUCUGGUGACAGCUUCUUCCUUCGUUCCCCCAGCGGCGCUCACCUGGGACCCGUGAACCACUGCUUCGACGCCGCCCGCGAGUCCCUGCGCUUCGCGCCGGCGCGGCGCUUGACGGUGCGCAAGCUGAGUCCUUACCGAGAAAACACCAAAGGCGAUUUCCUGUGCUUCGGAGAUCACCUGCAACUGUUUUCCACCAGCCAAACCACGGAGUCCAAUGCGAAAAGAGCUUUGUCCGUGAGAUUCGAGCCAGAGCUCGUGCAGAGUGAGCUCGAGAUCGAACUCAAAGAUGUGGUGCGGAAGGUCAUCGACCAGGACCUGUUGAUCGAUGAAUUGGGCCAGCUUCGUGUCAAGGACGUGUGCCGCGUGCGCGGCCGCCUGAUCGGCGGCGGAAGCUGCCGAAGCGGCGCAAGCACGUCGUCGGAGUGGAAGAGCCGCUGUGCGAAGUUGACGGGCAACUGGGCGAUUGAUUGCGAAAGUUUGGUCUCCAAUCCCAUCGUGUAGGCUUCAAAACAUG